GUAUCCUGUGAUCUAAAGAUGUGACUGGCUUUUCUUUCUUACAUCUAAUUGAUUUGUUUCUCUUUUUACCAGUCACAGAGACAUCUAUGUUCCAUAAUGUCAGUUUGAGACUUGGUAUGAAAUAGGAAUUCAGUUCAGUGCACCAGCAAUUUUACCCAGCAUAACAAAUAAAUGAUGUAUGUUUUAGUGCAUCAGCAAUAGGAAUGAAUUCAGUCUCGCUUUUCCUUUCCCUGUGCCUGUCUCUGAAGAGAAAAAUGUUUGAUUUCCAGAUUAAUUUGAAUUCUUAUAGUAUUAAGCCUACUAAUUCUGUAGUAUUAUUGUACUGGACACUCUAAGGCAUGAUAUUAAGUAGCAGUACUUGUUAAUACUUUAAAAACAGAAUAGAAUAGGCUUGAGGUGUGAGAGGACAGCUGAAGGUGAGGGGCGGUAUACAUGAAGGCUGAAUGCACUGGCACUGAUGGCUCUAAAUGAAGCACUUUAGAGAUUGAAGUGCUUUAAAUUGCCAUCCUUCUUUGUCAGUCCUAGUUACUGGGUUCUUCCUAGCCUGGUCUGCUACUGUCUUGCCUGUUUAAUAUUCCACUUAAGUAUAACAAGAGAUGAAACAUCCAAGAUGCCUGUAUCCUCCAGGAGUCAGCACUACUGAUGGGAAUACUUGUGUUAGCUGUUUAUAAGCAAUGAGCUAAACAGGGCUAUAAAGAGGAGAGGGAGCAGGAGGGAAACUGUUGUGACUUCUCCUAAUUUGCUGUUCUUUUUAUCAGCAAAGGAAAUAAAUUUUGUAGCUUUCCUACUCCAAACCCAUGUGCUCUGGGUAAUACAAAUUGUUUCAAUAAGCACACACUGCUAAGGCCUAGAUAAGGUUUUCUGUGCCUGAAAUAUCAAGGACUAGAGUGUGCUAUGUGGAAAGCUGGUGUGGAAUCAGGCUGCUGAGGAAGCUGUGUGUAGUAAUGCGCAUGGGUGACACUGAUAAAUGGCUCCUCUAAGCAGGCAUCUGCGGCAAAUUGUCACAUUGAGACUUCCCAGCAUACCCUAGACCUCUGCAUGAAUGAAAUCUCUGUUGUGCCAUUAUUUAGCCACCUCCAUAUGAAAUGAGAGGAUAGGAUUCAUUGCUUCAGUGCUGCUUUUAUAUGAGUUUGCUCUCUUUAUGUACGUAUGUGCGUAUAUAUUUCUUUUCCUGCACUGGCUGCAGAACUCCUGGUGUUCUCUCACUGUGAUUAGACAUACAGCUUUCUGAAAUGGGAUAGAAUGGCUUUCAGGGUAAAGGAUGGGUCUUUUACAUCUAAAAACCUAAAAUGAAAUGUGUUUUAUUUAUUCUGGUUUUUGACUAGACACAUUUAUAAUUAAAGGUAAAUAAUAACCAUGGUUUGGUUUUUGUUAUUUGUUUUGUUUGUGGCUGUUUUAGUAGAGGUUGCGGUGGCUGGAAAAGGGAAAAGCUUGGAUUGUUUUCCUUUUUUGAAGAGUCCUAAUUACCGUCUUCAAAAGGCAGUGAAAUAGUUUUCAAAUCUAUUUUGCACUGAAGGAAAGCCUCAUCUUUUCCUUGUUUCCAGUUAUCACUGGACAUCACUGAUUCAUGACAAGAAUCAGAUUUGCUUUUUGCCUUUCUGCAGCAUACUUGGUUGGGUUUUUUUUCUGUCUUUGCGGUGAUUUUCUAGGAUAACUUAUCAUUGAAACUUUGGUAAUUUAAUCUUUCAUGGAAAGGUCUCUUGAGAUCAAGGUAGAAUUUCUGGCCAACCUAGAAAAAAAAUAGGCAAUUUUUUUGUAGUUGGCAUAUAUUCCCAGUACAAAAAGAUCCCAGUAAGUUCCCCACUCUUCUUAAUUCCAGCCAAUACGUCAAGCUUCAGGGCUCUGAGUGCUGUGAAUUUACUUGCAAGGAUAUAAAAUGAUAACCUCUGAUGCAGCAGCAGACACUGUCAGGCUGGAAGGACUUAGCACUUAGACAAAACUCAGCUACUGGAUUACACUAACAAGCACCUUAGCCGAAGUUUGCCUCCAUGGUGACGUGCAUAGUGCAUAAAUCUGACAGGGAGUUUGGGUGCAGCUGAGGUGAGGAUGGAUGUCCUGUCCCACCACCCUGCUGUGGUGUUGAUGGCUGUCUCCUGCUAUCUGCUCCACCCUGCUGCUGCAGCUCUCUUAAAUUGUUGCUUCAUUAUUGGAGCCCUUAGAUUCUUGCUAUCUUAGCCUUUGCCCUCGGGCUAUUUCUGUAUGUCUUGCUGGCUUUCAGUAAAAAUGUUGAAUAUUUGCUGGUGAUGUGGAAUGGGACUUUGCCCACCUAAUUUUCCAUAGGUAAAGACCUUUUUAAUCAUUUGGUGGAAGAGGACAGAUGCUCUUAGAGGUAGUUAGGUGGUUGGUAACAUUAAGAUGCUCACAGAAGUCACAGGAUUUCACACAACUGCGAAUAUUCACACCAACGUGCCCCUUACCAAUGUAUGUACAUAGAUCUCAUCUGAGCGAAAUGUUUGCCUCUUCUGUUUUUACAGCUGAGAAGAGUCACAGAGCAAUGUGGUGGACUUUUUAGUUGCAUGAAAUGGUGUCCAGGGUUCUUACCUGCCUGUGAUGUUGACUAAUAGACUUUUCUCUUUUUUGCUAAUGUUGGUCUUCCCAUUCUCCAGCAGUUCUGUGCUGAGGAGGUCUUGGUUUUUCUGACUCUGUACAAAGAGGGAGAAGGGACUUGCGGUUUUCAUGUCAAAACGGUCAGCUUUAAAGGAAUUGGAAUAUGGCAGUUGAAUAUAUCAUAACUAAUUACCCAGGUAAUGAAAAAAUUUAUUUAGAAUGACCUUGACUUCUGAUUCUUUGCCUGGUACCAGAAAUUAGCUGCUAGUUUAACAACAACAACAAAAUUGCUAAUGGGGUUAGGUGUGUUUUAUGUGAUUCUUUUUCAAGAGUGUGUUUAUUAAUUCUCUUUCUUCCUACCUUGGACAGUUCAUGUCUAUGAAUAAUUUAAUCGUCCUUGGCCGUUUCCUGGUGUGAAUGGCAUGCUUUUAGGCAUUCUGUAUUUAUGUAGUGUUUGUUAAUGUUUGUUUUGUAUUCUGUCUGCCUCUCUGCCUUUCCAGACAUCAAAUGGAUGAUGCAAGACUUGACAGCAUAUAAAUGCUAUUAAAACUUCAUCAGAAAGAAAAGAAGGCCUUUGUCAUUUAAUUAGUUAGAACAUUAAUUGGAAUAGAUUCUUCAGUGUUUUUCUUUUCAGUGGAGAAAUAAAUGCUUGUGAAAGUGUUUCUUGCAUUUUGUAAAGUUUGUCUGCAGAACAUGUCUAGAAUUUACAAGUAACAAUUUAUUUUGGCUUACAUGACAUCUCAAAUGUGUUCCAUCUCUGUUUUCUUUCCCCAGACAUUCUUUUAUACUGUCAUUAUUCACAAGUUUUAAACUGCAAAAGUAUUAGUUUUCAGAUUUAAAUUCUCUUUGUUUUCAUUGAGGAUUGUAUUGCUUUAACUGCUGUUGUCAUGAUACUCAUUAAGUAAAAAAAGGGCAUCUAUACAUUUUUUGUUUCCAACCUUUCUGAUCCAAACAUAAGCAUCUUUAUGAGGUAUUUAUUAGAUGCUGUUAGUAACCCCCAUGAGCCUUGGGUUGAGACCCUGAGAACAGUAGGCAAAAAGCACACUCUGAAAUACUGUUGUCUGCAGUUUUGCCAGGUGACUGGGAAACCAGGUUAAUGCUUUAUUGCAAUUCUAUGGAAUGAUCUCACUGUCUCUUUCUUACAAAGUUUCAUCUCUCACAAAAAAACCCCAUGCUAAGAAUAAGAAAUAAAAAUAUUUUCUAUCAUGGGUUAAUUGUUUAAUGACCUCUUUCCUGCUGGCUGUUACGUUAAUAGUAACUUUUUAGGGUAAUACUGAAAUUUAUCAUCCAUUAUUAAAGAGUGUUCAAUGUAUGUUGCUGCCCUAACAGCCUUCACUUUUGAAGCUAUUUUGCGCAAGUUCUCCAGACUUCCUCAAAACUGUCUUCAUGUAUUUCUUGUGGUGCCUACCAGAGUCCACUACGUGUUGCUGGGCUUCAUAAAAACGUUGCAUAUCCCUUUAGGUAGCAGAGGGUCUUUUAAGGUGCUUCUGAUGGUGGCUGCCUUGAAUGCAGAGGAAUAAUUUCCCCAAAGUGAACCCCAACGUUGGUUAGCACGUAUGUGCUCGCUUUGCUUGGCCUUUAAAGUCCUGCCCUGCAGCUCUGGCUUGUGGGUGAGCUGGGUGUCAGUGCUGCAGUGUCCCCCGAGGGAGGUGUUUGGAGACACCGUGCUCAGUGUGGGCAGUGCUGGAUGUGCUGCCUCUUUGUCUGUGGAAUGGCUUGCUAGGCUGCCUUUAAUUUGAACCAUCUGUGGCAACCUGCGUGCUCUGUUAUAAUACUGUUUUUAUGUCAGACCUCCAGUGGCAUGCUGUGAGAGAGCUGGAGACCAGCAUGGGAAUUAAGGUAGAAAAUCCAAUGGAAACACAUUGCAGUGCAUGUACUAUUAACUGGAAAAUAAUUAUGCUCAUUGUUAACUGUACAUCCCGCACCAGACCCCAUCAGUGUUUUUAUUGUCAGCUGUAGUUAGUGACUCUGAAAUGGCAGGGUGUAAAACAAGGGUGAAAUGCAUCCGUAGUUGUUCCAGAGUUUGUUAAAGGCAACCCUUCUCUUGGGUGAAGCAAUAUUGGCCUUGGGGCCUCCCUUUAGCAUUGUCUCUUGAACCAUUCAGGCAGUCUGAGACUUGUUACAGCACUCAAAACAUAGAGUUGCUAAUUGGCUUACAGCCCUGUCCUUUCUUUACAUACUGCUGUUUCUCUUCACGUAACCAGGAAACAUACUGUAUACCUCUUCCCUUUAAAAAACUAUUAUGCUUUUUUGACCUCUCUACUCCAUUUUCUGUUCCCUUUUGAUAAUUUUAUUUUCCCUAACUAAUGGCUCACCUGGACAGGAUUGCUGCUGGCUCUGUGAUUAUAGCAAUUAACUCUAACCCUAAGGAAAUGGCUUGCUGUGUUGCCUGGCAGCCAGGGUCUGCAGGAGCUGGUAAAAAAGAACAGAUCACACUUCACUCUCCUUUCAUUUUAAUCUUGUUAUUGAUUUUUCAAGGAAAGCAGCUUACCGUGAAGGAUCUUGUCCGUUUUCAGGUUGGCUGAGUUAUUCUAAAAUUUGUUGACUUGACUAGUUUUUCAGAGUUGCUGUGAAUUUCUUACAACUUACAGCAAACCACAGUGAGUUUGGUUGUUCUGUUAACAGGGCUACUGAACAGGGUUAGAGGAAUUGAGGACUACAGUGGGCAAUACUGUCAUAACAGUAUUUUCUUCUGCAUGUUAGACUGGAUUCUGCAGUGGUGUUUAGCAGAGCCUUAGUGUUGUCUUUCACUUGGUGGUAUAGAAUAAUGAAAAUCCAGUUUUAAGUGAAGUUGGGGCCUUGGGAAUACGGUGUUGUCUUUAGCAAGCUUGCUCACACAUGAGUAACUAACACCAGAUGUGUAAGCAGGAGCUUUGAAUGUUGGAAUUGAGCAGUGUGUGUGUAGGUAUCUGAAAGCAGGCCUCACUCUGUGCACCAGGUGUUAUCAAAGAGCACCUCUCAACUAACAUCAGAGGCAAUAAUGUGAACAAGCUGUCUGAACUGGGGUGGCAUGGCACAAUUAAAUCUUUGUAGGGCUAACCUCAGCCUGCUGAAUUGGCUGCAUAAGAGGUCGAUCUGCCUACAAACAAACGCAGGGCUAAUAAACCUACAACUUGUUUUUGUACCUCCACAGCCCCCAUAAUCAUUCUUUUGCCCAGAUGGAAAAUUCAAACCAAGCUCACAGUUACUUAGUCUAGCCUCCGCUUCAAAGCAGGGUGGACUUCAGUGUUAAAUCAACUUGUUCUGCGGCUCAUGUAGUGAAAUGAUGAGCAUCUACAAGGCCAGAUAUUGUACAGCCUCUUGUACCCCUGUUGCCCUUGCUUUUGCAAUCCUGUGCACAUUCUUGUCAUGUCUCAUGCCAGCAUUUACUUUUCUCAUCUCUUGGUCAACUUGUUAGGGAGCUAACGUGGCAAAAUCAAACUCUUCCCCAAAUUCAUGGUACUGGCAAAAAAGGAGCUUAAUGUAUUAAAUAUUGCUCAACAAAUCAGACCUUGUUUCACCUAUGAUCUCUUUCAGUCUGGAGGUAUUUGUGUUUUUUAGAGCCAAAUUUACACUCAGCUGAUCAAGACAUGAACUACUCAUCUUACAUCACUGUACAUAAGCACUGUGAUUCUACUUAUAGCCACUGGCAAGCAUUUUUUUUCCUUUGCCCCCACCGUAUAUGAGCGCACGAUGAAAAAACAUGCUUGUUACUAGAGGGGAAAAAGCCAGCCUUUUCACAAACUGCAGUCUUAGUUAUUACACUUCUGCUAGCAUUGCUCAUGGUAUUUUGUUGAGUUACUAUUUUGUUAGGGUGAUAGAAAGACAGUCAAUUUAAAUGAGAAUGCCUACCCUUAGAAUUGGUGUGAAGGCAGUGAAUUUGUAUGGCAAUGCAAGUAGAUGGACAAGUGCAGUAUUGACAGUAGCAGUUUAAAUGUAGUGUUUCGUGCUCUACUGAUGUGUGGUUGAGGGUGACCACUUGUAGUGACACAGAGUGGAUUAUAUAUCAUCUAAUCAAAGAAAGCCUAAAAGAAGGAAAAAAUGUGCUUGAAAUCCAUAAAUGGGUCUUACAGACACAUCUGAGUUCUGCACGUGCUGAAAAGAUGGAAUUUAACCCUGCUGAGACCAAGGUGUUUGUGUCGGGCUGUACUGGUGUCCUUACCAGGCAGUCCAACCCAGCAAGCUUCUUUUCUGCAGCUGUACAACAGGCAGAUCUGCAUGUUGUACAUGUCUUUACCUUGAUCUGCUUUUCCUGUGGCUAAACAGCCUUCUGCUUGCCUUUGGGAGGGAGUGUGGCAACAGAUGUCCAGGUUCUCUGUUUCUGGUCAGCACGGGCAGUGAGCCAUUCAGCUCCUCUAGACCAUGUCCCUGUGCUGUUCAGGGCUUCAAGACUGUGCUGCUGUCUUUCUCUUAAUUCAGCUGUGGUGGAAAAAAGAACUAAAUGCUAGUCCCUUGGCUGUCACUACCAAUCAUACUUUGGGGUUUAGUACAAUACAAGGUGCUUCUACCUGUUAGAGAUAUUUAAUCAAGGUGGAGGAAUGUGAGGAAUAGAGUAAACAUUGAUUGAAUUCCUUUGCACUUCCCUUUUGUUAACAUUUCUGUCCUAUACAUCCAGUAACUGUCUCAGCUUCCCCUCUUUUAAAAUUUUUUUUUUAAAUUACAGCUAUUUUGAAAACUUACAAAAAGACCCAAAGUUUCUUUGAGUAACCCUCUUACAAAAAAAAAAACAACCCCAUACCUCUAACUGUCAAACUUUAAAGAGGCAAUGGGACUAACCUGGCUUCCAGACACUGAGCAAGUAUCUUUUUAACUUCAAAUGAUUCUGAACUUGGUCUACCCUAGUCCGUUUCAAGGCACAAAUACCAAAGCUCACUUACUACCGUUGUCUUUUGGGCCAAAAGAGUAACUAGAGACUGGCAUGGUAGAAAUGAGCCCUGACAAUGGCUUUUCCUCUCUGAGUGGGUAUUGGUUCUCCUACCACUGCAGGAACACACAUGUAAAGGAAUAUGGAUACUAGGUACCUAUUUUUUACCUGGGUGAAUCCUCUAGAGGCUGGUUGCCUGAGUUUGCUGGCCAAAUUGACUGGUGGUGUUUUGAUUCCACAAGUGGCUGCUGUCUUGCACUGUGAGACCUUGGUGAGCAUGUGUGAUGGAGAAAGAAAUAGCUAGAGAAGAAGGAGAAAAAUCCACCCUAAGUUUUAAUUUGUUUUUGUCACUUUCUAAUGUCUCUUGAGCUGCCUCCUUGUAGCAAUGGAAAUCAUAUUUAAUACGAACCUAUGUUCAGACAAUUUAAUUAUUCAAAAUGCAUUAAGACUUUUUAAAUAUCAGGACAACUUCUAGUAAUAAAUACAUUAGUUCAGUUUUCAAAGCGCACCCAAAUAAUUCACAAGUAUUAAUGAAUUAUCCUGCAGGCUUUUGUCUGUCCUGGGGGAUAUAUGACUAGAGAUCAAAGGCAUGGAGGAGUGAAAUGACUUGCCACAGUCACAGAGAGCAUGAUGUGUGAUUCCCAGGACCUGUGUUUUAAUGACAAAAAGCAAUGUGUCACAGUGAAUAGUUCCUAAACUUCUACAUGGAAGCUGAAAAUCUUUUUACAGUAGCAUAGACAAAUCAGAUGGCCUUGAACAAACUGUGUUACCUACAAGUUAUUUUUGCUUUUGUUUGCCCUGACUCCUUUGUGACUCUACUAAGAAUGUAAAUUCUCAUUGGGAAAAAAAUUGUGACUUGUACAGUGCAUGGCAUAAGGGAUCUUGAUAUUUUUUAGUUACUGUUUUUAGCUGUUGCCUCUAAGUGCUACCAAAAUGUGAAAUAUAAAAUAAUUGUAGAAAGAUAUUUUGUGUAAUGUUAUUUCAAGUUUUACUUUCAUUAAUUUUUUUUUUUUGCAUUGCUGUUCAGCACUGUGGGUGUCUGUAGUGCUUUAGAUUGCCAUAAAGCCUUAUAUUCUACAUACUUGCAUAGAAUAUUACUUUUUUCAGUCUAGUUGCUGCUGUUAUACAAAUUAAAUGCUCAAACACUGGUCUAUUUUACCCUCUCUCAAUUACCCACCUCUUAUUUUGAAUUGUGAAAGAGCCAGGUAGGUAUGAAUUAGCUACUCCUGCUCUGUGGUGUUGGUGUGUUUUUUUUUUUUUUAUACACUGCAUAUAAAUGCACUGACAAAUUAAAAUUGGCCUCAACAGUAAUUUACUGUUGGACCAGGAUUCACUCUACUCUAGUAUAUCCUGUAAAGAAGGAAGAACGUGUAAUGUCACAAACACUUCCUCUCUUUAAGGGCUCUGUAGUUUCAAGCAGCAUGGUUGCCUGUGUAAUGCUUGCUGACACUCACAAUUUUGUCUUCUAAUUGUAGCAGGGGAAAAUACAACUCCUGUCAGAGUCAGCAGUGGGUCAAUGGAGAACAAAGGCAGCAAUCAAUCCAUGGCCUAAUUAAAGGCAAUGGUGCCAGGAAAUGAUAGGGAAUUCAACAUCCUGACACUCAAACUUCCCUAAUUGGACUAGUGUUCUUUAUAAACUGCCCUCUGCCCCACUCCAUAUUGCCCCAGCUAUGAUAUCUCACUCUGUGCUGGGUGUUUUGCUUUGCUCUGGAGUUCAAGGCAGAGCUGGAUGGAGGAUCGAUCAGCAGCGAUUGCUGUCGGUUUAUGCUCUUUCACUUUUUUUGGUAAAGGCUCAGUUUCUGAAUGAUGGUUAUAAGCCAGUCAACACCCUACCAUAAUUGUUAAGAUCACAAAAAGGGAUGAGGUAGCUCAGAGAGGAAUAUUAUAAGGCUGCUGUUGUUCUCAGGCUCUUUAAAUGAGAGAGCUAAUGGGGAAAUGGUACUUUUGGAUGUAGGAGAUGACUUUGGUUCAUUAACGAUUUCAUUUGAAGUGUUGUAGUUUCUACUUGAUGAGAUUAAAGUCCCUCUGACCAGAAGAGGAGUUUAAAAAGCCAAUAUUUGUGACCAAGGAACAAAAUUGCUUUCUGCAUCCCUACAUGCAUUUCACACAUCUGAUAAAGUGUAGCAGUUGCUGCAGGAAUCUGAGGAAAAAUCUUCCAAACCCUUUAUGAGUUCUCCGUAAGUGUAAAGCCAAUAAAUACAUGUUAACAUGAGUUGUGCAGUAUGUUCUACUUUAGUAAUUUUAAAUAGUUAAAAAGUUAAAAAGCAGAUGCUCCUGCAGAGCAUCUUAAGUGCAGAAAAGAGAUCCUAAUGGAAUCUUCAGUAGCUUUGCAGAGAACUAUGUUUUGAGCACCAGACUAAUUGUACUUCUGCAGAAAUUUCUUCUCCAACACAUGUCUAUUGGACACUUCUGUACAAUGGUGAGAAAUAGUUAAUUCCUUCUUUCACCUUGAGAAAAACCUGCUUGGGAAUUCAGUGGAAUUUAAGUCUGGAAAAAAUACCAAGAUCUUUUUUCUGGACAUGAAGAUCUACAGCUGGGGACAGGGAGAAGAUUGUGGGUGGUAAAUUCCAGCACGUCAGGGUUGCUAUACAGUUGACAGUACCAUGCUAUAGAGUUGAUUCUGAAUUUUUGCAGUUUUAUCACUCCUGCACAUCCCUCCUCAGCUGGAUAAGAUGUCAAAGUGCAAGAGAGUCAACAGUAAUUUCAUGAACUUCAGUGGAAUGUUGCACAUAUAACAUUGUUAUGGUUCAAUUAAUGAGAGAUGCUUCUGCCUGAAUUAAGGUGCAAACAAGACCAAAUGCUGAAGCUGACAGCAAAGAUUUUAUUUAACAAUGAAUGUGAGGUAGAGAGAAACAGAAAUGUGGGUUGGGUGAGGAGAGGCAGAGGUCAGUCAAGUAGAAGAUGGUCAGCGUCUGUGAAUCCAGUGGCAUCCUGUUGCUUCUCUUUCAUCUUAGACUUCUUGGUGGUGGGGUCCUGAGGUUGUUUAAAGUUUUUUGCUAUUAAUACAUUUUAACAGAGGAAUUUAAUGCUCAUUGGCUACACAGUUCUGUAAUGCUAAUUGCUCCACAUGUUGAGCUCUUCUCUUCUUUUGGACUGCUGGGUUUCUAGGGUCAGUGGGCGUGAGUUGGCGGCUGUGAUCUCCCCCUGACAGAAUUACAUUUCACGCAGUCAGAGCUGAUUCAGCAUAGUUGCUGAGUUGGCUUUCCUUGUGGCCCAUAAAUUCUGCAUUUUUUUCCUGUCCAUUAUCAGUGAUACAUUCUUCUCCCCCAGCUUUGCUAACCUCCCCCUAGGUCUGAGAUAACACCUAGACAAUAGUACCACCUUUAAUCCCAUGUUCCUGCUGUGGGGGCUUAUCUUACAGUCCAAGUUCCCUUCUGUGCUUAUCUCAUGGCAAAGUCCUUCUGUGGCCUUAACAGUGUUUGAGAUGGGCAGCUGUACUCUCUGGGUCCCCAUCCAUAUGCCAGCAUAUUUCUGAAGGGCUGGGCUGCAGCUUAGGCUGUGGCAUUGCUGUGCCCCUGGCAGAGCUGAGCCAGGAGCCUUCCCCUGGGCCAGCUGCCCGUCUGUCAGUGGGACGUGUGCUUGUUCAUUUUGCUCAGGAAUGUGAAUGCUGUGUACAGUGCCCGCAGGGAUGGUUCCCUGGAAAUGAAAUGAUUUGAGAUAUUUUUGUUUUCUUUUCAGAGAAAUUGCAGGAAUUAUAACCACAUCUGUCCAGCUGCUCAUUGAAUUAUUUAAGUGAGCUACCCCUAUGACUCUUAUUUCCUGAGUGUUUUUUAUCUGGGAAUUGGAUGCCACUGAGUAAGAGAAGUGGAAAGACCAUUAUAAAACAGUAUUUAAAAUACAGAUAAAUGCAAGCUACACUGUUUGUGUUAAUAGUGUGGUCUUUUUUCACUCCAGAGCCCUGUAAAAUUUCAGGAAAAAAUAAUUUUAUACAUAGAUUAAAUAUAUCUGAGGUAACUAGAUUGUCUCUGGACACAAAAGAGGCUGGUCUCGGGGUUUUUUCCCCAUUUCCAGUGUACCUGACUGCAGAGUAAAGUCUUCAGAUGAAAAGGCAUUGAAGGAAGCACUGAGUAACUUUUUUCCUGUUUUCUGGUAAAAACAGGUGCUGAUGACACUUCUAAACACCUUUAAAUUAUGCAAGUCUAAAAGCAACAGAGCAGGUUUUUUUCCAUACCGACAAAUUUGAGUUGUUUUCUAGUACCUAAUCACAGUAAUGAAAGUUAAUCCAAGUUUGAACUUCAAACCAUUUGAAGAAUAACUAAUAAACAUAACUAAUGAGUGGGCUCUCUGUGUAUGUAUUAGAAACAGGGUUUCUUUGUAUGCUACUUAAAAAAGUUGGAAAUGUCUCACUUGCCUGUUACAGGAGGUGUGGAAAACUCUCCACAGACUUGUCUGUCUCCUAAGCAGCCCAGCCUCCUGCAAAUUAUACACCUUGCAGGGAAGCAUUGUUAAUUCUAGUGGAAUGGCCUGUGGCACCAACCAAAUGUGUUUAUAAUCCUUCAGCACUCUGAUAUUGCCUAUACUCCAAGAAUAUACUCCAAGAAUACUCCAGAGGCAUACAGAUGGGGAGAAAUGGAUCCACAUUUCAGUGACCCAGGUUUCUCUUCGGUGAUUCACGAGAAGCUCCAAGUUCCCAAUACCAUUCGUAAGGCGUGGAAUGAGAAGGACAACAGAUGUGAUGUUUGUGCCACACACCUGAACCAGCUGAAGCAAGAGGCCAUUCAGAUGGUGCUGACCUUGGAGCAAGCUGCCAACUCAGAACAUUAUGACGCCUCACCAGGCUCUCCCCCACCUCUCUCCAAUGUCCCCACGUUGGUGAGUCCCCGGCACAUGGGCAGCCUGCAGCCCAGGGACUGGGCAUACGUGCCGGCUCCUUAUGCUCCAUCUAAUUAUACAGGCUUUGUUGCCAACAAACACAGUGGAAAACCCAACAGUCUAGGAGUUGGAAAUGGGGUGGAGAAAAAAAAUGGCUCUCCUGGACACCAAGCCAAGGUCAGCUUUCAAAUGGCCACCAGCCCCAGCAAUGGUAAUGUUCUCAACUCUGUGGCUAUCCAGGCCCACCAGUAUGUUGACGGCACCUGGUCUUUGUCAAGAACGAAUGGAGUCACUCUCUACCCCUACCAAAUAUCUCAGCUUAUGACAGAGACUAGUCGAGAGGGCCUGACUGAAGCAGCACUGAACCGCUACAACGCAGAUAAACCUUCCCUGUACAGCUUCCCUGCUUCCCAGAGCACAUAUGUUGCCAGUGAAGUCUCCACAGGCACCUCGGUGGCAGCAUCGUUUUUUGCCAGAGCUGCUCAGAAAUUGAACCUGUCUUCCAAAAAGAAGAAGCACAGGCCUUCUGCAUCAUCUGUUCCUGAAUCUCCUCUCUUCUCUACCUGCUUCAGCAGUAUCCUUCAGACCUCCCCACCCCCUGCACCACCAUGUUUGUUGAGGGCAGUGAGCAAAGUGAAAGACACUCCUGGUUUGGGCAAGGUCAAAGUCAUGGUGCGCAUUUCUUCCACGCUUGCCAGAGACACGUCUGAGUCCAGCUCUUUCCUAAAAGUUGACCCCCGCAAGAAGCAAAUCACGCUGUAUGACCCAUUGUCCUGUGGAGGUCAGAAUGCUUUCCAGAAAAGGGGCAGCCAGGUUCCACCCAAGAUGUUUGCUUUUGACGCGGUUUUCCCUCAGGAUGCAUCACAGGCUGAAGUAUGUGCUGGGACUGUGGCUGAGGUGAUCCAGUCUGUGGUCAAUGGGGCAGAUGGCUGCGUGUUCUGCUUUGGUCAUGCCAAGCUUGGGAAGUCAUACACCAUGAUUGGGAAGGAUGAUUCCAUGCAAAACCUUGGAAUAAUUCCUUGUGCCAUCUCGUGGCUAUUCAAGUUGAUUAAUGAACGCAAAGAGAAGACAGGAGCACGCUUCUCGGUCCGGAUUUCUGCAGUGGAAGUGUGGGGGAAAGAAGAAAAUCUGAGAGACCUGUUGUCAGAAGUGGCUACAGGCAGCCUGCAAGAUGGCCAGUCCCCAGGUGUCUACCUUUGUGAAGACCCCAUUUGCGGCAUGCAGCUUCAGAAUCAGAGCGAGCUCCGCGCCCCCACGGCAGAGAAGGCCGCCUUCUUCCUGGACGCUGCCAUCGCCUCCCGGCGCAGCAGCCAGCGGGACUGCGACGAGGAGGAUCACCGCAACUCCCACAUGCUCUUCACGCUGCACAUCUACCAGUACCGCAUGGAGAAGAGCGGCAAAGGCGGAAUGUCUGGAGGUCGCAGCCGCUUGCACCUUAUUGACCUGGGCAGCUGCGUGAAAGUGCUCAGCAAGAACCGCGAGGGAAGCUCUGGCCUCUGUCUCUCCUUGCCGGCGCUGGGCAAUGUCAUCCUCGCCCUUGUCAAUGGGAGCAAACACAUCCCAUACAAAGACAGCAAGCUGACCAUGUUGCUCCGAGAGUCCUUGGGGAAUAUGAACUGCCGUACCACGAUGAUAGCUCACAUUUCAGCCGCUGCGGGGAACUACGCUGAGACGCUCUCCACCAUCCAGAUUGCCUCAAGGGUCCUCAGGAUGAAGAAAAAGAAAACUAAGUACACAUCAAGUUCUUCUGGAGGAGAGAGCUCUUGUGAGGAGGGCCGGAUGCGGAGGCCAACCCAGCUGAGACCUUUCCAUUCUAGAAACACUGUGGACCCAGACUUCCCUAUUUUGCAUUUAUCAAGUGAUCCUGAUUAUUCAUCCAGCAGUGAGCAGUCGUGUGACACGGUGAUUUACGUUGGCCCCAAUGGUACUGCCCUUUCUGACAAGGAACUGACAGAUAACGAGGGUCCCCCUGACUUUGUUCCCAUUGUUCCUGCUCUGCAAAAGACCAAAAAUGAGGGCAGGUUGGAGGAAGUUAGUGAAUCAGGGCCCAGCACAUCUGAAAGAGACUGCCUGAAGUGCAACACCUUUGCAGAGCUCCAGGAGAGACUGGAUUGCAUAGAUGGCAGUGAAGAGACCGACAAAUUUCCCUUUGAAGAGAUGCCUGCUCAAUUUAGCUCAGACCAGAUGUCUAAGUGUGCUGUCUCAAGCCAGCUGGCAGAGCUUAGCCACUUACCAGAGUCAGAUAAGGAAGAUACGAUGCCAGAAUGUCAGCAUCCUGAUAGAGAAGCCAAGGAAAAUACACAUACAACACCCAGCAAAACUAGGAGAAAUCACUCCCCUGUUCCUUCUGGAGCUCUUACCAAUCUCUCAACUCCUUCUUCUCCCAGGAGUGUAACAGGCAGCUCUAGUAAAGAGCUUAACUCUUGUCAGUUAGCACACAGCACCAGCUUGCAGAGCAGCAGAGAAGGGCUCAACACCUCUGGAUUUGUGGAAGGCAAACCUCGGCCAAUGGGUUCACCCCGGCUUGGCAUUGCAAGCCUCUCAAAAACAUCUGAGUAUAAGCCACCAACUUCUCCUUCCCAGAGGUGCAAGGUCUACACACAGAAAGGAGUCCUGCCCAGCUCCACUCCCCCACCAGCUCCCCUGAGUAAGGAUGCAGCCAUGACAUCUACUGAAUCUUUAUUACAGCCAGAAAUCCGGACCCCACCUGUAGGCAUGAGCCCUCAGAUUAUGAAGAAGUCAGUGUCAUCCAACAAUGGGGAUUUUGAAGAGACCGUUCUCAAUGAAGAUGGGCAACAAAGCAUUUCUCCAGAAUCCAAGAAGGAGAUUCUGAGCACAACCAUGGUGACUGUUCAGCAGCCAUUGGAGUUGAACGGAGAGGAUGAGCUUGUGUUCACCCUUGUGGAAGAGCUGACCAUCAGUGGUGUCCUUGACAAUGGGCGCCCCACCAGUAUCAUCAGUUUUAACAGUGACUGCUCUGUGCAGGCUUUGGCCUCCGGCUCUAGGCCAGUCAGUAUUAUCAGCAGUAUCUCUGAAGAUCUUGAAUGUUACUCCAGUGCAGCUCCUGUGUCUGAAGUCAGCAUCACACAGUUCCUUCCUCUUCCAAAGCUGAGUCUGGAUGACAAACCCCAAGACGAUGGCAGCAGGCGCUCAUCCAUCAGCUCAUGGUUGAGUGAAAUGAGCACGGGGAGUGAUGGUGAACAGUCAUGCCACAGCUUCAUAGCCCAGGCAUGCUAUGGGCAUGGGGAAGCUAUGGCAGAACCCCCUGUGUCUGAGUUUGCAAGCACCAUACAAAGUGCCAGCAUGAUUUGUGUAAGUGACAAACAGAAGUCAGUGACUGACAACAUGCUUAUAAUGUCGGAAAUGGGGGAGGAAGCUUUCGGCAAAGUGCCACCCAUCAAAGGCUGUAAAAUAUCAGCUCUAGGCAAAGCUACUGUCACAAUCAAAAACACAGCAAGUCUCAGCAGCUGUGAGGGCUACAUCCCAAUGAAGACGAACAUUACUGUGUAUCCAUGUAUUGCUGUUAAUUCCUUCAAAGCUCAAGAGACUGAUGAUGGUGUACCAGCUGUAACUGCAGAACCAAAGGCUGUUCAUCCCCGUGAUGGGAAAGAAUCCAUUGCUAAGAAGGUUAUUACAUUUGAAGACCCUUGGUUGAAGAGAGAAGAAGAUGUUAAAAAGGACAGCUCUGGAAGCAGUGACGGGCCAAGGCCUGAUACAGUCGUGGUUUCAGCCAAGCCUGAGCACAGCACAAAACAGUCCUCUGCAGACAGGUUUAGCACCAGCAGUGGGGACACCUCUAUUUCACCAGGAUCUGACAGUCUAAAAAGGAUUGUGGAUGGGUGUGAGGUGGCAGCAUCCAGCUCUGCAACCCAAAGCCCUGUUCAUUCCAGUGAUGGCUUGAAGAAUUGUAGCCUCCCUCGAGGGCUCCCGAAGGCAAGCAAGGUGGAGGAAUCUGACAGCCAUCUCCAUCCUACUUUUACUGACAGCAGUGGAGUCAGUUCUCCUGCCCUCCCCCAGUUUUCUAAGGCUAGUCUUGACAAGAAAAUGGCCUCUCCCAAACACUGCAUACUCACUCGCCCCAAAGGGACCCCUCCUCUGCCACCUGUGAGAAAGUCAAGCUUGGAUCAGAAGAACAGAGCCAGCCCCCAGCACAGUGCAGCCAGCAGCACCACGAGCAGUCCCUCCAGCCAGCCUGUGUCCUUCCUGGCCAGCUUCCCCGAGGAGCAGAAUGCCAAACUAAAAGGCCCUGGCAUAGACAGUAGCAUCAACAACAGCAGCAGCAAGCUCUUCAGUGCCAAGCUGGAGCAGCUCGCCAGCAGGACCAACUCCCUAGGGAGGUCCACAGGAAGCCACUAUGAGUGUUUGUCGUUGGAAAGGGCAGAAAGUCUGUCCUCUGUGAGCUCCAAAAUGAGCCCUGGCAGAGACACCACCAUGCCUAGGGCUGGAAGGAGCCUCAGCCGCAGUGCCAUGUCCUCACCCACCAACUCGGGCCUCUCCCAGUCGGCAGGUGCCUCCCCAAAAGCCAGCCAGUCAAAGAUCUCUGCUGUCAGCAAGCUCCUGCUGGCAAGUCCCAAGGCCCGCAGCCUCUCUGCCUCUGCCACCAAAACGCUCAGCUUCUCCACCAAGUCUCUGCCUCAGUCCGUAGGGCAGAGCUCCAGUUUGCCCCCAAGUGGGAAAAACAUGUCCUGGUCAAUGCAGUCCCUCAGCAGAAGCCGGGGCUCCAGCCUUGCUUCCAAAUUGCCCCUUCGAGCUGUCAAUGGGCGGAUUUCAGAGCUGCUCCAAGGGAACACCAGUGCCAGAGGCGUACAGCUGCCGGGAAACCUGGAGACAGAGGAGCGCGGGGGCCUUCCUGGAGACGAGAAGCCAGCUGUUCACAUGCUGCCUUCGCCUUACAGCAAGAUCACCCCUCCUCGGAAACCUCACCGCUGCAGCAGCGGCCACGGGAGCGACAACAGCAGCGUCCUGAGCGGGGAGCUGCCCCCUGCCAUGGGGAAAACAGCCCUCUUCUACCACAGCGGGGGCAGCAGUGGCUAUGAGAGCAUGAUGAGGGACAGCGAGGCGACGGGGAGUGCCUCCUCAGCACAGGACUCCAUGAGUGAGAACAGCAGCUCUGCCAGUGGCAGGUGCCGCAGCCUCAAAACCCCAAAGAAACGACUGAAUGCAGGGUCACAGAGGAGGAGGCUGAUUCCAGCUCUAUCCCUUGACUCCACCUCCCCAGCAAGGAAGCCUGCCAACAGCCCUGGGGUCCGCUGGGUGGAUGGGCCGCUGCGGAGUGGGCAGAGGGGGCUGGGGGAGCCCUUUGAGAUCAAAGUCUAUGAGAUAGAUGAUGUGGAAAGGCUCCAGCGACGGCGAGGUGGGGACAGCAAGGAGGUGAUAUGUUUCAAUGCCAAGCUGAAAAUCCUGGAGCAUCGCCAGCAGAGAAUCGCUGAGGUCAAGGCCAAGUAUGAAUGGUUAAUGAGAGAACUGGAGGUGACCAAACAGUACCUGAUGCUGGAUCCUAAUAAGUGGCUCAGUGAAUUUGAUCUGGAGCAGGUAUUUGAGCUGGAUUCUCUGGAAUACUUGGAGGCCCUAGAAUGUGUGACUGAGCGUUUGGAAAACCGCGUCAACUUCUGCAAGGCCCAUCUCAUGAUGAUCACCUGUUUUGACAUCACCUCUAGACGCCGAUAA
Messenger RNA from Motacilla alba alba, 17869 nucleotides. It is a transcript of the gene KIF26B, whose product is annotated as kinesin family member 26B. NCBI's taxonomy places the organism in Eukaryota, Metazoa, Chordata, Aves, Passeriformes, Motacillidae. Gene Ontology annotation, biological process: microtubule-based movement. Gene Ontology annotation, molecular function: microtubule binding; microtubule motor activity; ATP binding. The transcript is spliced from 14 exons. The record is from RefSeq and is a predicted model, not a curated record. Bases 11960 to 17869 code for a protein of 1969 amino acids.